Messenger RNA from Funneliformis caledonium, 168 nucleotides. The record is from the annotation of a GenBank genome assembly. Lineage: Eukaryota; Fungi; Glomeromycota; Glomeromycetes; Glomerales; Glomeraceae.
AAGACCUUUAUAGAACUUCCUAGUCAAUUUACAAAGUUGUCAGUGACAAUAAAUGAUUCUUCAGUAGACUUUAAUCCGAAAAACAUUCCUGGGCGUAUUAUCCUAGUUCUUGAUAGUUUAAAGGUACUUAUGUUAACCAUACGUAUGCCCUCUUUGAAACGUCAUUGA